GUUAAGUGAUCGGGCGCGAAAACAGUAGGUCCUGGGUUCGAAUCUCGCAGGGGACGAGGUCGUAGAUGCGCACUGCUGAGGAGUCCCACAAGAGGACGAAGCGGCCGUCCAGUGCUUCCAUGUUUUCCAUGGUGGUCUAGCUUCAACUGACUCAUGAUCUUAACCAUUGAAAUAACUCGGUUGUGUCAUUCUGAGUAGUUCGAGGCUUUUCUUUGACUGAAAAAACCUCGGUAUUAGAAGAUUUGGUGAUUUCUAAGAUACGAUCAGGAGAUGCAGCCAGUUCGUCUAAGGCGUUGUUCUGAAGCGAGACCAGAACCGCUUGCACCUGUUGGGGAAGUUUAGACAAGAAAAGUUGUUUGAAUAAGCCUUCGUUGAAAGUUCUUUGGUCGAUAACCUCUCUGAUCCUUUGAAACAUGUCCGUCGCAGAACCGUGCUGCAGGUCUAUGUUAUUAAAGAGUUGAUCUAAACUUUCUCGAUCGGUUAGAUCUCCUCGUUUAAGAAUCGAACGCUUUAAGGUUUCGUAAGUUUCAGAAACAUCACUAGUAAACAUACUAGGUGUUACGUACCUGUUGAAUUCCCGCGGUAGUGCCUUGACUACUGUGAAGAAUUGUGCACGUGUGUCGUUCACGCCGUGCUCAUGGAAGUCGACUUCUUCGUAACAGAACCAGGCUUCGAUAUUGUCGGGCCAGAAGGGCAUGAGUUGGAACGAGGGUGGGGACAUGGUCUUAAUCUAAAAUACCUUAGGAAUCUGUUCGGUCAUAGGGGAAUAUUAAGUAUGAUAAUACACGAGUGAAAAAUAUAUAGAUAUCCUGAGACACGGGGAAAAAUAUCACAAUGUAUAAAAAAUAAAAAAUAAGGCAAUAAUAUAUAAAACAUUCCCAAAAAGGAACAGACUCACAGUUGCAAUUCGGUGUACCAGAUCACGUUAGGCUCACUAAUGAAGAUGACACAGGUAUUCAGUGUUUGACAACGCUUUUACCAGCAACACCUUCUAAUAUAAUUUGUACCCAUCGAGAUAAAUCAAAAGACAGAGUCGAGGAGAUCGGAAGAGUGUAUUUGGCGAUAACCAAUAUAUCGGAAUUCUCUGAUCUAAUCUGGCUAGCGAUUGCGGUAGAUGUUGAGCACAGCGUUACCACACGUGAUCUGGUGAGGAUGCAUGACCGAGCGCCUUCAGCUAGAUGAGUCCACUAAAACAUAUGGCCAGCAUCCAAUGUCGAAAACUUACAGAGCUAUUUAUUUUGGGGAUUUAUUUACCGCCACAAACUAAAUCAUAGUGACGGUCAUGAAAAAAUAAUCUCAAUCUAUCAGAACAAACUUUUGCGCGAUUUCUUAGAUGAAAUUACGACUCGACUGCCACCGCACACAAUUUUAUGGAAAGCUGUUACUGGUUUGUUAGAUUCUAACGAUGGUUUAUUUCUAGAUCACCUGCCAAAUUUCGGGUUAUGAAAAUGCUAUGUAGGUGAGGUCAAGAAAUGACAUGCAAAGAAAUCACGGGGUACAGAGAUUUUGUAAAGGCACAACAGGGUUCAGUCCUGUUGUAGUUAGUGGAGUUCCAUUUAGGAUGUUUAGGGUCAAGGGAGUUACGUUAAAUAGGAAUAAACUAGUAAAAUUUAAGGUAGAGAACCAUAAAUUGUUCCACGAAAUUCAUUCACUCACACAGCAUUUGGGAUUUAUUGCUGAUGCUAUAUCUGGAUGAAAACCUUAACCUUAUUUCCUGACCCUAAUCAAAAUCUUUCACUUUUUAUCCUGAUUCUUCUCACUAUUUUGAUCAUAAUCUAUAGUUGAAAAUUCCCAAGACCCCCUUAAGGUCACUCGAAGGUCAUUAAUGAGGUGUGGUCAAGCAUCAUAGUAACCUAAAGAUCUACGUUAUUUGUUAUUUUGCUGGUUUCACUGAGAACUUUUGUUGCAUUGCUCGCUGUCAAUGUUAUAAAAAUGGACGACACGGUUGGUCCCGCAGCCUAUGUCCUUUUUGAUGAACUAUACACCAAAGAAAAGGUUUUUCGCUCCAUAAUUACCAGCAACAAAACUCUAAAUAUUCGUCUACUGGGCAGAUUUUCUGCAUUCAAAGCUGAUAGCAAUCUGGUUGAAUUGUUGUCCCCAUUUCAAGGUGGUGCUAUUCCUUGCGUUAUCGUCAAUGUAAAAUAUCUAACUGAAAACCAGAAACAAUGUUUUUCAAGUCAGACAGCUAAUGAACGCUUGAUACAAUUUAUUGGGGAGUUAAGUAUAUCAGAUGAUAAAAAACAUUAUCACCUUACAGCGUUUUCAUUUACCUUUAUGGAUGGUGUGAGUUUGGAUUUAUAUAGAACUGUAACAAAGAUAACUCGAAGUUAUAUUGCCUACUUACCGUCUUUGUGA
Schistosoma haematobium is the source of this 2355-nucleotide messenger RNA. Its product is annotated as Mitochondrial import inner membrane translocase subunit Tim17-A. The transcript is spliced from 4 exons. Gene Ontology annotation, molecular function: single-stranded DNA binding. Gene Ontology annotation, cellular component: CST complex. The coding region runs from base 1933 to 2355 and encodes 140 amino acids. NCBI's taxonomy places the organism in Eukaryota, Metazoa, Platyhelminthes, Trematoda, Strigeidida, Schistosomatidae. The record is from RefSeq and is a predicted model, not a curated record.